AUGGCGAUGGCCGCGCGGCCACAGACGCCCUCGCAGGAUGCAUACAUGAUCCCGCACCCCAACGAUCCGGGGGCUUUGAGUCGCGGAUACGGCCCGCGCUCUACCCUAUCGCGACCGAAUUCCUUCGCCGGCACAUCCGCAUAUCACUACAGCUCGGGCGCCCUCGAGUCGUCGCAGGUUCCCUAUCAAGGUCGGUUCAAGGAGGACUUUGAUACCGUCAGUCACCGCAGCUCGGUGUUUGACGGCCCUGCUGGAAUGCAGCGGUCUGUCUCCACCAUGUCGCACGCGCGUUCCCCGACCCCGUCCCGUUCGAGCACUUUGCGAAAGAAGGCCUCGCUGAGCAAGAAGGGAAGCCUGCGCCGCAAUGGGAGCCGGAGAAGCAUGCGUGCCGGCAGUGUGAGGAGUCUGAGCUUGGGUGAUCGCGAAAAGUAUCACACAGAUGGUGCCGACGAUAUCAAUAGUGCUUUCACGGUGCCGAUCCCUACCAACAGUAACCCGACCGAAGUGCUAGCAAACCGGUUUGGAGCUUGGCGCAAACUCCUGAAGGACUUGAUCCUCUUUUUUAAGGAGGUACAGAAAUCAUACGAAGCUAGAGCGAAGCUGUUCAUGUCCGCCUCGAGUGUCGUUAAUAACCAGCAUCUUCCACCGGGCUUGCUUACGUCGGGUGGUCUAGCCGAUGCAACGGAGAUUCUCCAGAACUUCCACCGACAGGGUUACACCGAGGCCAAUAAAGCUAUUGAGGUGGAGACCGAGGUGAUCAGCCAAUUGACUGGUCUCCGCAGCGAUCUCCAGAAGAAGACCAAGGAGAUCAAGAGUCUUUCGGGUGAUUUCAAGAAUACUGUCGAGAAGGAGAUCGACGGCACACGCAAGUCUGUACGCAACCUGCACGAGGCUCUUGGACUUGUCGAUACCGAUGCCUCUGCGACAUCAGGCAAAGGCGAUCCGUUCAUCCUGCGUCUAAACGUGGAGAAGCAGGUCGAGAAACAGAUCGAGGAGGAGAACUACUUGCAUCGGGCAUUCUUGAACCUAGAGAACUCUGGUCGUGAACUGGAAGGGAUUGUCGUGAGCGAGAUCCAGAAAGCAUACAAUGCCUAUGCUAGUAUCCUCCGACGCGAAGCCAAUGAAGCUCUUGACACUGUUGAGAAGCUCCAGGCAGGUCCGAUCUCCAUGCCCCAAGAUUUCGAGUGGAACCAGUUUGUCUCCGAGACGGAAGAGCUCGUUGAUCCUCGGAUUCCUCUCCGGAAUGUGGAGAAUAUCACCUACCCUGGCAAGGAUCAUCCGGCAGCUGCCGAAGUCAGGGCUGGGAUGUUGGAGCGCAAGAGCAAGUAUCUCAAGAGUUAUACUCCUGGCUGGUAUGUUUUGUCACCGACACAUCUCCACGAGUUCAAGUCGGCGGAUCGUGUGGCAUGGCAGACGCCCGUCAUGUCGCUUUAUCUGCCAGAGCAGAAACUUGGUUCCCACUCACAGGAAGAUUCAAGCUCCCACAAGUUUAUGCUGAAGGGCCGACAGACUGGCGCAAUGCACCGAGGCCACUCGUGGGUCUUCCGCGCCGAAUCUCAUGAGACCAUGAUGUCCUGGUAUGAAGAUAUCGAGGGCUUGAGCAGCAAGACAGGGGAAGCACGAAACGCCUUCGUCCGGCAGCACGUCCGUAGCGUGAGUGGCAGGUCGGUGAACGAGGUAAUGGAGGACGAUGAAGCCGAUCGCACUCCAUACGCCGCGGGCUCUGCGGUCAUGUCUCAAGACCGACCCACAUCCUCUCGCCAAGCUGGAGGUGCAUUUCCCAGCGACGUCCAAAUUGACCGAAGCAACCAGGCGGCCUUGUCACCUUCCAGCGGGGACAGCUCCGCCGGCAGAGAUAUGCUAGGAGCUGCUGGGUCUUACCCCGAUGGUUCCAGUGCACUUGACGACAGCUUGCGACCAGUAGGUAACCGCGAAGCAGACAACUCUUACCAAAACUACCGGACCGAGGAGACCAAUGAAAGAUCUCGCCCCAAAGUUACCCAACACGAUAGCUACUACGGCGACUGGAUCGGACCGUCCGUGAUAGUGGCCAAGCAGAGGCAGAGCCAGCAGCUGGAAAACUCGACCCCGGAUGACCGCGAGAUCCGGUCUGAUGGAGACCAGGCUUCCCUUGCUGCCAUUUCCGGUGUUGGUAUUUCUGAUCGUCGCGAUCACUCGGCUCCUGCCCAGAUUGAUCGUCGGGAGAGUGUCUCUACGGCGCCUACCAAUACCAAUGCGACUGAGUAUACAAACAAUACCAAUCCUACCUCGGUAGAUGAGCAAGAGCUCCCUAAGAUCCACACCCUUGACCUUGAGAACGGUUACAUGGAUCAAGGUCCCGAGUCGAACGGUGCAGCCAAGAUUCCAUCUGACUUGCUGCGUCCCCACAUUGCCCAUACAGACAGUCUUUCUGCCCUGGACAUGAAGAUCCCUGGUCGUUAUCCUCCUACCAAUGUGGCAGCAUAG
Messenger RNA from Penicillium concentricum, 2466 nucleotides. Its product is annotated as SLM1 family PH domain-containing protein. The transcript is spliced from 4 exons. Lineage: Eukaryota; Fungi; Ascomycota; Eurotiomycetes; Eurotiales; Aspergillaceae. Bases 1 to 2466 code for a protein of 821 amino acids. The record is from RefSeq and is a predicted model, not a curated record.